This is a messenger RNA of Capsicum annuum, 1697 nucleotides long. RefSeq names its product tRNA-dihydrouridine(16/17) synthase [NAD(P)(+)]-like. The transcript has 3 exons. Gene Ontology annotation, molecular function: flavin adenine dinucleotide binding; tRNA dihydrouridine synthase activity. Gene Ontology annotation, biological process: tRNA processing. The coding region runs from base 262 to 1431 and encodes 389 amino acids. The record is from RefSeq and is a predicted model, not a curated record. Lineage: Eukaryota; Viridiplantae; Streptophyta; Magnoliopsida; Solanales; Solanaceae.
AUUGAAAAAAUAGUUACAUACAUUAACCAUGACAGAUAACCACGCUAUGUUUCUUGAAAAUUAUGCUUGGCCCAUGCAAUACUCAUAAUUGGGCCUUUAACCCAAGAGAAUUGGACCCGGGCCUUAAUCAAGGUGAAUCUAUCUUCCUUCAGCGCCCCGAUGCUAACUGUAUCUCAACGGCAAAAGGCGGCGGGGCGACGAUUGGUUGCGUAACCGUCCCCGUUGCCCAUUCAAUAGGUUCGACCUGUUUCCGCCGUUUUGAUGGCCACCAAAACCAUAAACCUCAACAACGAAGUCAUUGAAGACGACGACUGUCUCUGCUCCAUUCCGUUGGAACAGAAGGAUCUAGAAGAGACGCAGUACUUGACAAUGAAUCGUCCAAAUGCAUACUUGAAAGGAGAAUCGCGGAUAGAGAGAGCGUGGUUUCACUGGAAGAAGCUAGGCGAGCCUAAGUUUAUUGUAGCACCAAUGGUUGACAACUCGGAGCUUCCUUUUCGACUUUUGUGCCGAAAAUAUGGUGCAGAUGCUGCUUAUACUCCUAUGCUUCACUCACGUUUAUUCACCGAAGAUGGAAAGUAUCGAUCCGUGGAAUUUACCACUUGCAAGGAGGACCGUCCACUUUUUGUUCAAUUCUGCGCAAACAAUCCAGAGACUUUGCUGGAAGCAGCUCGAAAAGUCGAACCCUAUUGUGACUAUGUGGACAUCAACUUUGGGUGUCCUCAGCGGAUUGCCAAACGUGGGAAUUAUGGAGCUUUCCUCAUGGAUAAUCUCUCACUUGUCAAGUCUCUGGUAGAAAAGUUGGCUAACAAUCUCACUGUUCCAGUAUCAUGCAAAAUCCGUAUUUUCCCUAAUUUGCAAGAUACACUCAGUUAUGCAAAGAUGUUGGAGGAUGCAGGUUGUUCACUUCUAGCAGUGCAUGGACGCACAAGGGAUGAAAAAGAUGGGAAGAAAUUCAGAGCCAAUUGGGAGGCCAUCAAGGCUGUCAGAAAUGUGGUUAGAAUUCCUGUCCUGGCAAAUGGUAAUAUAAGGCACAUCAAUGAUGUACACAGCUGUUUGGAAGAAACUGGUGCCAAUGGGGUACUUUCAGCGGAUCCUCUUCUCGAGAAUCCAGCCCUCUUUGCUGGAUAUCGAACUGCUGAAUGGGGAUUGGGCAGUGCAGGAAUGAAGGAAGAUGAUAAGCUAGAUCAGGCUGAGUUACUGAUAGAAUAUUUGAGGUUUUGUGAGAGAUAUCCAGUGCCUUGGAGAAUCAUUCGUUCUCACGUGCACAAGUUAUUGGGAGAGUGGUUUAGGAUCCAACCAAGUGUGAGAGAGGAUUUUAACAAACAAUACAAACUCACCUUUGAAUUUCUUUAUGAUUUAGUGAAUCGAUUGAGGGAACUUGGGGUGAGAAUACCACUUUAUGUGAAAGAUACUCACGAGACUGCAAAUUGACCUGCUAUGGUGAAGCCACCAGCUUUUGCCGGUCAAUUUUUUCACUCCAGCUUGUGCUUUGAAAAAUACACACUUAUUAAUGUUGGUCAGAGUAGUUGCAGGGUUAAACGUAUUUCAGCCUUUCCCCUCAUGUUUUGUAUGAUUAUAUGUUGACAUUUUUCUUGUAUUAUUAUGAUAACUUACACAUCUUGAAUUGUAUUCAGACUAAUUAUUUGUAAGGUGGCUAAUCGUUAAGCAAUAGAUGCACUUGAACUGAUUACUUGGGA